Corapipo altera (White-ruffed manakin) is the source of this 3092-nucleotide messenger RNA. RefSeq names its product melanocyte inducing transcription factor (gene MITF). Gene Ontology annotation, biological process: regulation of transcription by RNA polymerase II; melanocyte differentiation. Gene Ontology annotation, molecular function: RNA polymerase II cis-regulatory region sequence-specific DNA binding; DNA-binding transcription factor activity, RNA polymerase II-specific; protein dimerization activity. The record is from RefSeq and is a predicted model, not a curated record. Lineage: Eukaryota; Metazoa; Chordata; Aves; Passeriformes; Pipridae. The coding region runs from base 89 to 1255 and encodes 388 amino acids. Gene Ontology annotation, cellular component: nucleus. The transcript has 10 exons.
GAGCGGGGCGGGCGGCGCGGCGGGGCUCGCUCGGCGCCGCGGCCGUAACCUCCCGUCUCUCCCUCUCGCAGCGGCGGCGGCGGCGACGAUGCAGGCGGAGUCGGGGAUCGUGCCGGACUUCGAGGUGGGCGAGGAGUUCCACGAGGAGCCCAAGACGUACUACGAGCUGAAGAGCCAGCCCCUCAAGAGCAGCAAUUCCGAGCAUCCUGGCGCUUCCAAGCCUCCCUUAAGCUCCUCCAGCAUGACCUCACGAAUCCUGCUACGACAGCAGCUCAUGCGUGAGCAGAUGCAGGAGCAGGAGCGUCGGGAGCAGCAGCAGAAGCAGCAAGCAGCCCAGUUCAUGCAGCAGCGGGUGCCCGUGAGCCAGACCCCUGCCAUCAACGUGAGCGUGCCCACCAGCCUGCCCCCCGCCACCCAGGUGCCCAUGGAGGUCCUCAAGGUGCAGACUCACCUUGAGAAUCCAACCAAGUACCACAUUCAGCAGGCCCAGCGGCAGCAGGUAAAGCAGUACCUCUCUACCACUCUAGCAAAUAAACAUGCCAACCAAGCCCUGAGCUUGCCAUGUCCAAACCAGCCCGGGGAUCAUGUCAUGCCACCUGGAACUGGAAGCAGCGCUCCCAACAGCCCGAUGGCAAUGCUCACCCUCAACUCCAACUGUGAGAAAGAGGGAUUUUAUAAAUUUGAAGAGCAAAGCAGGGUUGAGAGUGAGUGCCCGGCUCUGAAUACACACUCACGAGCAUCAUGCAUGCAGAUGGAUGAUGUGAUCGAUGACAUAAUUAGUCUGGAGUCAAGUUACAAUGAAGAAAUCCUCGGCUUGGUGGACCCAGCCCUGCAAAUGGCAAACACGUUGCCUGUGUCUGGCAAUUUGAUUGACCUUUAUGGCAACCAAAGCAUGCCUCCUCCAGGACUAAACAUCAGCAACUCAUGUCCAGCUAAUCUUCCUAAUAUAAAAAGGGAGCUCACAGAGUCGGAAGCAAGAGCGUUGGCUAAGGAGAGGCAAAAGAAAGACAACCACAACUUGAUUGAACGAAGAAGAAGAUUUAAUAUUAAUGAUCGUAUAAAAGAACUGGGCACCUUGAUACCCAAGUCAAACGACCCGGAUAUGCGCUGGAAUAAGGGAACGAUCCUGAAAGCCUCCGUGGAUUACAUCCGUAAGCUGCAGAGGGAACAGCAGCGCACGAAGGAGCUGGAGAACAGACAGAAGAAGCUGGAACAUGCCAACAGACACCUGCUGCUCAGAAUACAGGUUUGCUGAUAAAUAAGCUGCAAGUGCUCUUCAUGUUUGCAGCGUGUGACUGUAGUACAUUUUUCUGGGCGCUGGGCCUAAGGAAUUGGGACUUCAUAAAUCACCUGUUUGUUGAUAUUUAUGAAAUGCAGUUUGGCUGCUUGGGAGUUUUCCCCAUACCUUGAUGUCUGUAGGACAGUACAACAGUUCUUCUCAGCACUGAAAAGCAGUAAGUGGCAUAAAUACGUUUUCUCUGUGUGUUGUUGCCUUGUUGGAUUCACCCAGAUUCCCACUGUUCUGUGCUACACAGAGAUCUAAGGGUGAGAACUCCAUUUCUCUAAUUAAUUCCUUUGCCUUCACCUCAAGCUGGAUAGGCAAUCUUAACCUUGCAGCCUACACAACUUUUGUUGUCACCUCUGUUGUCCAGGUGGGCAAAGACAGCUGGAUAUCCACCCUUCUCUGAAAAAGGGUAAUUAGUGUAUCUAGAAUUGGGUGUAAGAACACGUGACAUAGAGACAGUGAUAUCCCAGAUAUCCUCAUGUUGCUGCUCACCUGCAGUGCGAACAGCUGAGCUCUGCAUGGAGCUGCAGUGUGCCAGGAGACCCCUGAACCACAGCCCAGCUAAUCCACCAAGGAGAUAAUGAAGCUACAAAUACCUGGGAGUCAAGUGUGGAAGUAAACAGCUUUAAAAUAGAACAGGCUGGGUUGAGCUUCAGUGCAGUUUUUGUACUUGGUUGAACAGUCUGCUUGUUAGAGUGAGAUGAUAAAAACUCACAACCCUUCUGCAGAGCAACAUCAAGCAGUGGUGCUUCAAAGCUGAGAUCACUUUUAAAACAUCUUUCAUCUUCCUUUGCAUUAUCCAUUUGCUCUGGCUCCUUCAAUCAAAAUAAUAUAAGACCCAGACCCUUGAAUAACAGGCAAUACAUCUGGCAGCAAAUGUGUAUUUUCCCUUUUUGUGUCAAUUCUGAUUAAGCACAGAAUAGGGAACUCCUGAUUUUGGCACAUUAGCUGAUGAAAGAAGUGCUUUCUUAUUCCACCUUCUCUCUUCAUCUUGCAGUGUACCAUUGCAAGCUUGUUGUCUUAGCUCGAAAAUGGGGGAAAGGGUUAUUAAUCAACUUCAGUGACAGGAAUAUCCAGAAACAGCACAAUCACAACAGUGAUUGUGAUUGUCUAAUAUAAGUAGAAGCAAAACAUCUCUUUUACUGAUGUAUUUAUGAAAGGCCAUUUAAGUGAAUUCUUCUAUUAUCUGUUUUCAGUCAAGUGCAUCUGUAUGAUUAAAUGUGAAGGUGGGAUUUAAACUUUCCGGGGAGAUUUGAAGAAUCCUGGCUGUGUGUGAAGUCUAAGACCUUCCUGUGACUUGCUUGUUUUAUUUCAGUGCAGAAAUAGUGUUGCUCAGUUUUGGUUGAUCUCUUUGAGCUCUGCUAGACUUGUAGAAUUAGAAAUGUCCCUUCCUAUAGACCUGCUAUGCCUUCACAUAUGACUUCAUAAAAGUACUAAGCAUAUGCUUCUGCUAUUUCAUUUUUUCCUAUUUUUAAAUGUUUUCCUCACCGUUUGAUGCCAAACUUGCCUAUCCUGGCACUGGUUUGAGAAAGAGGCCUGAGGGGAAACAUGUUUGUGCUACAGAGCACUGGGUUUUGGCUCUGGUGUAGGUUCUGAAGAGGAGUGUGAAGGACCUGUGUGGGGUGGUGUUCACCCACCUCUUCAAGAGACUGAUGUUCAGGUGCAAAUUUGCAGGGCUGGAGUGUGCAAGGUCACUAUGGGAGAGGGAGGAAAUGUGUACAGGAGAAGAAAACUCCUAGUUGCAAAGUGAGUGUAAGAUGACAGAUUUUCCUUUCAGAUUUUCUUUUAAUUUGUCCCUUUUCCUCCU